Molecule: messenger RNA, 870 nt
Organism: Drechmeria coniospora
Lineage: Eukaryota; Fungi; Ascomycota; Sordariomycetes; Hypocreales; Ophiocordycipitaceae
Product: cell cycle control protein cwf16
Exons: 2
Coding region: 1-870 (289 amino acids)
Biological process (GO): mRNA splicing, via spliceosome
Cellular component (GO): U2-type catalytic step 1 spliceosome
Source: RefSeq, a predicted model, not a curated record
AUGUCCGAACGCAAAGUUCUUCAGAAAUAUUAUCCCUCGGACUUCGACCCCAGAGACAUCGCUCGUCGGCGUGGGCCCAAGACGAGCGGCCCCCGAAUCCAAACGGUUCGUUUGAUGGCGCCAUUCUCGAUGCGAUGCAUGACUUGCGGAGAGUUCAUCUACAAAGGGCGCAAGUUCAACUCGAGAAAAGAGACGAACCUGGAAAACAGAUAUCUCGGGAUCCAGAUAUUUUCUUUUCACAUCAAAUGCACCAGAUGCAGCGCAGAAAUCACUUUCUGCACGGACCCGAAAAAUAACGACUAUGCCAUGGUGAAGGGUGCUGUGCGCAAUAUGGAACCGUGGAGGAACAAGGAAACGGAGGGCGAGUCGAUGGAGCAGAGGCUUGAUCGGCUCGAGAGAGAGGAAGCGGAGGCGGCCGGGGAGGAAGAAAAGAACGCGAUGGCGGAUCUGGAGGCCAAGAACGCCGACGCUCGGCGCGAAAUGGCGGCAGCGGAUGCACUGGACGAGAUACGACACAGAAAUGCUAGGAUAAAUCGGUCAGCGAAGGAGGGGGUGGACUUUGCCGACGCCAUCGUGCGGUCGGAGGAUGAGGAACGCGCGUGCCAAGAACGAGAAGACGACGAAGCGGCCAGAAAGGCGUUUGCGGCGAGCCGAUCAGCAUACGACGCAGAAUUUGACGAGAUGACGAUUGCCAGUGCCGGUCUGGCGUUGGGAGCGUCGGACGUGGACAAUUCUGACGAGGCAAAGCCUUUGUCUGCUGCUGCUGCAGCGGCCAUUGCCAUGCCACCGCCCACGUUUAAGAGGACGGUGAAGAAGAAGAAAAAUCACUCAGCAUUACUCGGUAUCAAGAAGAAGGUGCCGCAGGUUUGA